AUGCUGACAAAACCGGAUUCCGAUCUCGCGCGCCGCGCCGGCGAAGGCGCCCCUGGGCACAAUGUCAUAGGCGGCGCAUUGGCAGCGGCCCGGUCCGGUGCCGUGCUGGAGGUCGCGUCUCCCUCGGAUGGCAUCGGCUUUGCCAAGAUCGCCCGGUCUGACGCCGCCGAUGUGGAUGCGGCGGUGGCCGCCGCGCGCGCCGCCUUCGAGGCCGGUCCCUGGGCGAAGAUGGCCGCUGCCGAGCGGGGACGGCUUCUGACGCGGCUCGGCGACCGGAUCGCCGAUCAUGCCGGCGAACUGGCGGCGCUUGAAAGCCGCGACACGGGCAAGCCGCUGCGGCAGGGCAUUGCCGAUGUGACCGCCACGCUGCGCUAUUUCGAAUAUUAUGGCGGCGCGGCCGACAAGGUGCAUGGCGAGCAGAUCCCGUUUCUGGACGGCUACACGGCGCUGACCCUGCGCGAGCCGCAUGGCGUCGUCGCCGGGAUCAUCCCGUGGAACUAUCCGCUGCAGAUUCUGGCGCGCGUCGCCGGCGCGGCGCUGGCAAUGGGCAACACGCUGGUGAUCAAGCCGGCCGAGGAUGCCUCGCUGACGGCCAUCCGCGUCGCUGAACUGGCGCUGGAUGCCGGAUUUCCCGAUGGGGUCUUCAACGUGGUCACCGGACUUGGCUCGGAAGCCGGUGCGGCGCUUUCGGCGCAUGCCGACGUCGAUUAUGUCACCUUCACCGGUUCCCCGGCGACCGGAACGGCGAUCCAGACGGCCGCCGCCGAAAACAAUCGCGGCGUGACGAUGGAGCUUGGCGGCAAGUCGCCGCAGAUCGUCUUUGCCGAUGCGGACAUCGAGGCGGCGCUGCCGGUGCUCGUCAAUGCGAUCAUCCAGAAUGGCGGGCAGACCUGCUCGGCCGGCAGCCGCAUCCUGAUCGAGCGCCCGGUCUAUGACACGGUGGCGUCGGAACUUGCCGCGCGCUUUGCGGCCCUGACCGCCGAGCCGCACUGGGCCGAUGGCGAUCUGGGCCCGCUGAUCAAUGCCAAGCAGGCCGAACGGGUCACCCGGUUCGUCGCCAACGCCAAGGCGGCGGGGACCGAUGUUCUGGCCGAGGGAUCGAUUGCCGCCGACGCGCCGAAGGGCGGUCACUAUCAGGCGCCGGUCCUGUUCGGCGCGGUCGAGCCCGACAGCGCGCUUGCCCGGGAGGAAGUGUUCGGGCCGGUCCUGUCGCUGUUCGUCUUCGACGGCGAGGAGGAAGCGGUGCGUCUGGCCAACGGGACGGAUUAUGGCCUUGUCGCCGGCGUCUGGACGAAAGACGGCGGGCGCCAGCACCGGAUGGCCAAGCGCGUCCGGGCCGGCCAGGUCUUCGUCAACGGCUAUGGCGCCGGCGGCGGCAUCGAAUUGCCGUUCGGCGGCUUCAAGCGAUCCGGCCACGGCCGCGAAAAGGGUUUCGAGGCGCUGCGCGACAUGAGCGCCACCAAGACCGUCAUCUUCAAUCACGGAUAG
Messenger RNA from Effrenium voratum, 1488 nucleotides. NCBI's taxonomy places the organism in Eukaryota, Dinophyceae, Suessiales, Symbiodiniaceae. The record is from the annotation of a GenBank genome assembly.